Camelina sativa (false flax) is the source of this 405-nucleotide messenger RNA. The record is from RefSeq and is a predicted model, not a curated record. Lineage: Eukaryota; Viridiplantae; Streptophyta; Magnoliopsida; Brassicales; Brassicaceae.
AUGGAUUCGAAUAGUAACAAUAAUACCAAAUCCAUAAAGAGAAAAGUUGUAGACCAACUUGUCGAAGGCUAUGAAUUCGCUACUCAGCUUCAGCUUCUCCUCUCUCAUCAACACUCUAACCACCUCAUCGAUCAGACCCGUCUCGUUUCGGGGUCGGGUUCACCGGAUCCCGUUGAUGAGCUUCUUGCUAAGAUCUUGGGUUCUUUCCAUAAAACCAUAUCGGUUCUUGAUACUUUCGAUCCAGUUGCUGUCUCUGUCCCCAUCCCCGUCGAGGGUUCAUGGAAUGCUUCUUGCGGCGAUGAUUCGGCCGCUCCGGCGAGUUGCAACGGAGGAGAUUCCGGUGAUAGUAAAAAGAAGAGAUUAGGGGUUGGUAAGGGUAAAAGAGGAUGCUAUACUAGAAAGUAA